CUGACCACUGUCUCGGCCCUAUCUGCAUACACCACCCCGGACAACGUCAACUAUCGCCACGAACCAAUAGAUGUCAGUUGCGAGACCGUUAUCAAGUUCAACGUUAAAGCAUGUCAUGAUGCUCAUUUACAACUACGGAAAAUACCUGGGGACACGACAAGUGAUACUUAUGAGGUCGUUCUUCACGGCUGGGAAGAGAAUCCGAGUUCUGCUAUACGUGAGCAAGGAAUGAUAAAAGCCAAUUUUUCGGGUGCUAUUUUAAGCUGCAAUGAGGGGAAACCAUUUUGGGUGAGUUGGGCAAACGGAAUUGUUGAAGUUGGGAAAGGCCAUGUGUAUGCAGAGGACAGGUUUAUGGUUUGGGAAGAUCCAACUCCACAUGAUGUAAAUGCAGUUAACUUUGUGACUGGUUGGGGAGCAACUGGUACAUGGGAGCUUGUUGGCGUGGAUUUACCUUCUAAAUUAACUGCAAGUGAAUGUGACAAUAAAGUGCAAACUACCGAAGAGUCGACGCUUUCAAAUUAUGUGACUACAAGCUCUAGCAAACUAACUAUACCAGAUGAAGUGACCACUGCGUCGACCAAUCCACCUAUAACGCAAUAUGAUGUAACAACAGCGUCUACCAAUCAGCCAACUAAACCAUAUGAUGUGAGCACAGCCUCAACCAACCGACGCACUGCACAAUAUAAUAUGACCACAGCAUCUACAAACCGACGUACCUCACCAUUUGAUGCGACUACAGCGUCCACCAACGGACGGAAUACACAAUAUAAUAUGACCACAGCAUCUACAAACCGACGUACUACACAAUAUAGUAUGACCACAGCAUCUACAAACCGACGUACUACACAAUAUAGUAUGACCACAGCAUCUACAAACCGACGUACCACACCAUUUGAUGUGACUACAGCGUCCACCAACCGACGUACUACACCAUUUGAUGUGAUCAGGGCGUCCACCAGCUUGCCAACUUCACCAAAUGAUGUGACAACAGUGUCCAACAAAAUACAGACUACACUAAACAAUAUGGCUGAAAGAGCAAACAACCCACCAAUUACACGACACAGUAUUAAUUCAAGAAAUCCUAUAUUCCUUAAGGAACUUGUGGAUGAUGAAUUAGAAGCAGAAAUAUAUGAGCCGAUAAAGAGAAAGGAACAAGAACCAGAAGAAGCGGAGUAUGCUGCACUAAUUGGCAUUCCCCCUUUUGUUAUCUUGGUUAUCGUUAUCGGAUUUAUAGUUGUGUCAGAUUCGAGAAUAUUAUGGAAAGACUUGAGAAAGGGCUUUAGAAAUGUUCGUAGCACUGUAUAUUUUUUCAUUGGCCGGAACCAUUGAAAAUACUAAUACGGUGUUAAAUGGUUGAGAUGAACAAAGCCUCGAUAACAUUCGCAAUCAUACGUGUCCUU
This is a messenger RNA of Owenia fusiformis, 1400 nucleotides long. The record is from the annotation of a GenBank genome assembly. NCBI's taxonomy places the organism in Eukaryota, Metazoa, Annelida, Polychaeta, Sabellida, Oweniidae.